AUGCUGGGAGAGCACAGGGUACUGGGGAGGAGCGUGGCCCAGGCUGGGCAGAGUCCGACUGAGGCGCUGCAGCUGGAGGCAGUACGACAGCCCAGGGCCUCUGCCAGGGUGGCGACUCCCUGCAGAGAGCAGAUCCACCAGGAAGUGCAGGAUUACUAUGGCAAAGAGCUGCAGAAGUCAGAGGACCUCAAAACCAAUGCGUGCAUCACCUCAGCCAGGCCCCUUCCCAAGAUGGUGAGAGAUGCUAUGGAGCACAUCCAUGAGGAGGUGCUGGCCAGGUACUACGGCUGUGGUCUGGUGAUCCCUGAGUGCCUGUCAUCGUGCCAGAUUCUGGACCUGGGCAGCGGCAGCGGCAGGGACUGCUAUCUGCUGAGCCAGCUGGUCGGGGAGCAGGGCCAUGUCACCGGGAUAGAUAUGACCGAGGGCCAAGUCGAGGUGGCAAAGAAGCACAUUGCCUACCACAUGGAUAAGUUUGGCUACCGAAAGCCAAAUGUGGAGUUCUUCCAUGGUUACAUGGAGAAGCUGGGUGAUGUCGGACUGGCUGACGAGAGCUACGAUAUUAUCGUCUCCAACUGCGUGGUCAACCUUGCCCCUGACAAGAGGGCUGUGCUGCAGGAGGCCUUCCGUGUGUUAAAGCCCGGGGGAGAGAUGUACUUCAGUGACAUCUAUGCCAGCCAGCGCCUGAGCGAGACCAUCCGGAAGCACCGGGUGCUGUGGGGAGAAUGCCUGGCAGGAGCCUUGUACUGGAGAGACCUGUACAGCAUUGCUGAGGAGGUGGGAUUCAGCCCCCCAUGCCUGGUCACAGCCAGCCCUAUCACCAUUGGCAACAAGGAGCUGGAGGCCAUCGUCGGCAACUGCCGCUUUGUUUCUGCAACUUUCCGCCUGUUCAAGGUGCCAGGUGGCAGCUGUGCCGGGCCAGGACAGGUCAUCUACAAUGGUGGGAUUGUGGGGCACGAGCAAGAGCUGGUGUUUGAUGCCAACUUCACUUUCAAGGAAGGAGAGGUGGUGGACGUGGAUGCUGAGAUGGCUGCAAUCUUGCAGAGCUCCAGGUUUGCGGAGGAGUUCCUGAUCCGAGCUGGCGGAGCCAACGCUGCAGCACUGCAGGGCUGCUGUGGCAAGGGAGUGAAGGAGAAGAUCCGUGAUCCCUUCCAGCUGCUGGAGCGCCUGACAGCCCCAGGUCCUGCCUGCUAUCCUGGUGGCACCUGUGGUCCCCCAGGGUGCUGCUGA
This is a messenger RNA of Cinclus cinclus, 1227 nucleotides long. It is a transcript of the gene AS3MT, whose product is annotated as arsenite methyltransferase. Gene Ontology annotation, molecular function: arsenite methyltransferase activity. Gene Ontology annotation, cellular component: cytosol. The transcript is spliced from 11 exons. Lineage: Eukaryota; Metazoa; Chordata; Aves; Passeriformes; Cinclidae. Bases 1 to 1227 code for a protein of 408 amino acids. Gene Ontology annotation, biological process: toxin metabolic process; arsonoacetate metabolic process. The record is from RefSeq and is a predicted model, not a curated record.